This is a messenger RNA of Funneliformis geosporum, 1515 nucleotides long. Lineage: Eukaryota; Fungi; Glomeromycota; Glomeromycetes; Glomerales; Glomeraceae. The record is from the annotation of a GenBank genome assembly.
GGAUUGGACUAUCGAAGAAAAGGAAGAGACAAAGGAAAACUUCGUAUAUUUUAACCGAAAAGCUCCACUAGGGUGUCCACUUUGCAAACGUAUACAUGACAAGGAUCAGCGGGAAGUUUUUGAAUGCGACCCAUCUAUUGCAGAAAAAAUUCAGCAAGAAAAUAAAAAUUUAUCACAGACCUCUCACAAGAUAAAGAAAACAUAUGAGAAGAGAUAUGUAAGACCAUUACCUAAUGAAGGUGAUAUUUAUGUAGGGUUGCCUUGGGAAACUGAAAAAACAUACAUUCUUGAACAUCUUACUAUAUCUGAUAUUGUGAAUUUGUUAGCAUUAUCUACGCGUCAUUCUUACUCGAAUACUAUUACUACAAGACUUAAUCUUAAAUCAUAUUACGAUAUUGAUGUGAGACAAUCAAUAGAGAAAUUAUAUAAACUAAUUCAAGAAGUGAGACGCAUUAUCUUUAUGGAUAAUGAUUUUACUGAUCUUAAUAUCGAAUGGAUUAAAGCUAUUUGCAAGGAUAAACCAUUUUCAAUUAUUCAUAAUACUUACCAGCCUCAGAAAGGUAAAACAUUCUGCCUAGCUCCUAAUAAAGAAACUGUGUUAGCCAAACUCUGGGAUUGGGCUAAGAAAAUGUCUUCAUUACCUUUUGAGUCUCGGAAAAGUGCUUCACUUAUUUGCUAUCUCAGAAAAGAUGUACAAGGAAUUGUUCGCGUCCUUAAGACUAAUUUUCCAGAAUUGCGAAUCAAGAAAUAUCAUGGCAAAUCUGAUCCGGUAGAAAAGGCUCAAGAUUUUAGCAAUGUAGAAGAAUCAUGGAAAGACUUAGAUCUAAUUGCCUAUACUAGUACUCUAAAAAUAGGAGUAUCAUGUACCAAUCCUAAGUUUGAGCGAGCUUUCUGUCUUUUUAAUAGUUACAUAGAAAUAAACGCAAGAACUAAUCAAAUGUUAUUCCGCAUGCGGUGUAUUAAGGAUUAUAUAUGUCAUAUUGAGCAGAGAUCUUCUAACGUUUCCAUUAUAGAAAAGGGAUUAUUUCAGUGGUUAUUAAAUGGUAAACGUGAAUGUCUCCCACGAGAACUUCAAAAUAUAGGAAUAUUUCCAGAUAUUGAUUCUAUUAUUUGGAAUAAGGAUAUACCAACUGUUCGAUUAUGGGUAGCAUAUAUGUUGGAGAGAUUCCGUUCUUAUCGUUUAUUUGGUUGGAAAAUGAUUGAUUUUCUCCAAAAGGCAGGUAUGGUAAUUUCUAUUAUAGAACCUAUACCUAAACCUAAAGAUAAUAUGAUAUCGUUAUCCCAAAUAGUAAAGGUAAGUUCAUCUAUCAUUAAAGCGGAGGAAAUAGCAGAUGUUUCCAAUGCUACUAUUGUCGAUCGUGAGACUGCUGAAUUUUUAGAGAAUAAAUCAAAGAAGACUUUAGAAGAGAUGCGGUCUCUGGACUGGCACCAUAUUGCAGAUGACUAUGAAAUGUCACCUGAGUUAUUGACCGAAGAUUUUAUUUCGAAAUAUGGAAAUUUUAAUCAUAUAAAAUG